Gopherus flavomarginatus (Mexican gopher tortoise) is the source of this 1631-nucleotide messenger RNA. RefSeq names its product stimulator of interferon response cGAMP interactor 1 (gene STING1). The coding region runs from base 119 to 1270 and encodes 383 amino acids. Gene Ontology annotation, biological process: defense response to virus; autophagosome assembly; innate immune response. Gene Ontology annotation, cellular component: endoplasmic reticulum membrane; autophagosome. The record is from RefSeq and is a predicted model, not a curated record. Lineage: Eukaryota; Metazoa; Chordata; Testudines; Testudinidae. Gene Ontology annotation, molecular function: 2',3'-cyclic GMP-AMP binding; cyclic-di-GMP binding. The transcript has 7 exons.
GCUCUCGACCUGCCUCGGAAAGCACUAGCUGUAAGUGUGUGGGUUGGGGCGUGGAGCAAACCACCAGAACAGGAGACAUCAGAGCAGCUUCAAGAACCACGGACUGUUAAUUGCACAGAUGUCUCAUGAAACGGAAAGACCCAGUGUCCAAACUUCCUCAAUCAUCCCCAAACCUCGGGGAAGAAGGGCUCACUACGCAACCUGGGGCUUCAUUGUUCUCUGCAUCUUUGCCAUGUAUCACAUGGAGCAGUCCUGGCACCAUCCCGCAGAGUACAUCACCUUCUACUUCGCGGCCCUGCAGAUCGGAGCUCUGCUCAGAGGGGUUUGCUACUUCAUGGAAGAGAUUUGGCACGUGCAAUCCAGAUAUCGCAGCAGCUGGUGGAGGGUGGUGGUUGCCUGCCUGAGCCCGAGUCUGCGCCGCCACAUGCUCCUGCUGCUGAUCAGCAUCUGCGCCUACAUGGCCCUGUUCGGCGAUACUGGGCUGCAACUCUUCCUCAACCUCAUCCUCCUCUGUCUCUGCCAGCUCCUCAGCUUUGCCUUUGGGCUUCAGAGUCCCUCUGCUGUGGAAGUGUCUGAAAUCUGUGAAAAGAACAACCGCAACGUAGCACAUGGACUAGCCUGGUCUUACUAUGUGGGGUACUUAAAGUUAGUUCUGCCACGCCUUAAAGACUUGAUCAGUGAGUUCAACAGAGCCAAUAACAAUUUGCUGAAGUGCAAGGAGACCUGGAAAUUGCACAUCCUUCUCCCGGUGAGCUGUGAGAUAUACGAUGACCUGCAGAAGGCUGACAGCCACAUCCAGUACUGGAAGGAUCUCCCGGCACUGCAGCUGGACCGUGCUGGCACUAAAUGGAGAAGCUACAAACAAAGCAUCUAUACAAUUUUGGGUGAAGACAAAAAGCUGUAUUACUGCAUUGUGGAGUACGCCCCGCCGCUGCAGUCCCUCUACGCUAUGUCCCAGGAUGAAAGCGCCGCCUUCAGCAGGGAGGAUCGCCUGGAGCAAGCCCAGCUCUUCUGUAGGACCUUGGGGGAGAUCUUACAGCACUCCAAGGAAUGUGUGGGCUGCUACCGGCUCAUUGUGUAUGAGGAGUCGGGAGACAGCAACAGCCAUUUCUUGUCAAAAGAGAUCCUAAGGCACAUCAGACAGCAGCACCUGGAGGAAUACACCAUGUGUGAGGGGAAUCACGAGUCCACCACCUUCCUCUCAACAGAGCCCAGUAUCCUGAUCAGUGACUCGGAGCUACCCAGGCCUCUGCGGAGCGAUGGCUUCUGAAACAUGUGGGUGGAACUGGCAGGUUACUCCCUCUUCAAGCCAGUGGUGUAGCUGGGUUCUAAGAGCAGGGGGAGCAAACAUAAAAAAGGCACCCCCUCUUGGCUCCUUCUCUGGCCGCACCUCCCUUGGCUCCUCCUCUGGCCGCUCUGCGCCCCCCACUUUGGCUCCUCUGUCCACGCUGUGGCCAUGAUGAGCCCCCCCUCACUCCGACCGCACCGCCUCCCCCUUGGAGUCUUGGACCCACCCCCUGGAGCAGCGCUCGGCAGCAUCCUGGGCCCCCCACCCUCCCAAGGGGCUUCUGAACCACUUGUGGCGACUGGCAGCUCCGUCCGCCUCGUCCCCCAGCUCAUUGCUAGUUUGA